Tachyglossus aculeatus (Australian echidna) is the source of this 2025-nucleotide messenger RNA. It is a transcript of the gene TUBD1, whose product is annotated as tubulin delta 1. Gene Ontology annotation, biological process: microtubule cytoskeleton organization; mitotic cell cycle. The record is from RefSeq and is a predicted model, not a curated record. Gene Ontology annotation, cellular component: microtubule; cytoplasm. NCBI's taxonomy places the organism in Eukaryota, Metazoa, Chordata, Mammalia, Monotremata, Tachyglossidae. Bases 136 to 1497 code for a protein of 453 amino acids. The transcript is spliced from 9 exons. Gene Ontology annotation, molecular function: structural constituent of cytoskeleton; GTP binding.
UCUUUAGAGGAUUCUCUGAGAAGGAUGUUCCUAACCUUUUCUUGAAAAUCAGUGAAGAAAUAACUCAGUUGUUGGAAUUAUCCUUCUAGUGAAAAAGCAAGUAUAUUUGGAAAUAAGCUGACAUCGAUAACGGAUAUGUCGCUCGUCACAGUCCAGCUUGGUCAGUGUGGCAAUCAGAUUGGUUUUGAAGUGUUUGAUGCUCUGUGCAGCGAUGUGCACAGUGCUCACGGGUUGUGCUCUAAGAGGGAAAAUGAGGCAUAUCAGGAGAUUGGCAAAGAACGUUUCUUCACCGAGGAGAAAAGUGGAGUUCCAGUUGCCCGGGCAGUUCUUGUCGAUAUGGAGCCUAAAGUGAUAAGUCAAACAUUGUCUAAAGCUGCUCAGUCUGGCAACUGGAGAUACGGCAGUCACUCACAUUUCUGUCAAAAAGAAGGUUCUGGAAACAACUGGGCCUAUGGUUACAGUGUUCAUGGACCCAAGCAUGAGGAAUCCAUCUUGAAUCUGAUUCAGAAGGAAGUGGAGAAAUGUGACCGCUUGGGUGGAUUUUUCACCGUGAUGAGCAUGGCCGGAGGCACAGGAUCGGGCCUGGGAGCUUUCAGCACUCAGAAUAUAAGAGAUGCCUAUCCAAAUUCUUUUAUAAUGAACCAGGUUAUAUGGCCGUACGGAACUGGUGAGGUUAUUGUCCAGAACUAUAAUUCAGUUCUGACUCUCUCUCACCUAUAUCGCUCUUCAGAUGCCCUCCUUGUUCAUGAAAAUGAUGCCAUCCACAAGAUCUGUGCUAGAUUGAUGAAUAUUAAACAGAUCUCCUUUAGGGAUGUAAAUCAAGUCAUUGCACAUCAGCUGGGAAGUAUAUUCCAGCCUACCUCCUCCUCUGAAGGUUCACCUCAAUACCGAAGAAAUCCAUUAGGAGACUUGAUGCAGAGUUUAGUUCCCCACCCUGAAUUCAAGCUGUUGGGUCUUCGUAACAUUCCUCAGAUGGCUGAGAAGUCACUGGCAUACAGUUCAUUUACUUGGGCUGGGCUCAUCAAGCAUUUGAGACAGAUGCUUAUUUCUAGUGCAAAAAUGGAAGAAGGCAUUGAUUGGCAGGUACGACCGCCUUGGCUAGGGUGCCGUGCAACUGAGAGAGGCCCUCUCAAGAAGGAGCUCCAUUUUAACACUUCUAUUGCUAACCUGGUUAUUCUCCGAGGAAAAGAUGUGCAGAGUGCGGAUUUAGGCAAUUUUAAAGAUCCAGCCUUAUACACUUCCUGGUUACAGCCCGAUGCCGCUUUCUGUGAAUGGAGGACUCCCCGGGCCUUUAACAAGUAUGAGAAGUCGGCAACCCUGGUCAGCAACAGCCAGUUCCUGCUAAAACCCCUCGACACCAUUGUAGGCAAAGCUUGGAAUAUGUUCGCCUCAAAAGCCUACGUUCACCAGUACACAAAGUUUGGCAUGGAGGAAGAGGAUUUUCUGGAUAGUUUCACAGUUCUGGAGCAGGUUGUUGCCAGUUACAGUAAUAUCUAACCUCAGACCAAAGGAAGAGAGUCCAAGAAGAUGGAUAUUUCUAGCAGGCUUGGUUUCAAAAGACUUCUUAAAUUCAGUACUGUGAAGUUUCAAGCCCUAUCCUCCUAAAACAGAUCUUGGGCACACAAGAGUAAGCAAAGGAAAUGAUUUCCUGCAGAGGAGUAAUGUUUUCAAUGAAAGUAACUUGGGCUCCGUAAAGAAGCUUCUAGGGAAGUUAUAUUAACCCUGGGCUGGAGCCUGCCUGGGUUCUUUUCAAACGAUAGACUGGUCCUUUGGCCUAGAGGUGCUUGUUUAAAACUCGUUAUGGGCAGGGAAUGUAUCAGUUAUAUUGUUGUGUUGUAUUCUCCCAAGCCCUUAAUAUAGUGCUCAGCGCACAGUCUACCCCUAAUAAAUAUGACCGAUUGAUUGAGUGAUUGAAUCCUUUUUCACCAAAAGCCAGGGAUGACCCUCGUCAAAUCCCAAGUCCAAUAAUAAUAAUAAUGAUAGCUUUUAUUAAGCGCUUACUAUGUGCAAAGCACUGUUCUAAGC